This is a messenger RNA of Manduca sexta (tobacco hornworm), 2021 nucleotides long. RefSeq names its product tetratricopeptide repeat protein 25. The record is from RefSeq and is a predicted model, not a curated record. The coding region runs from base 97 to 1905 and encodes 602 amino acids. Gene Ontology annotation, molecular function: protein binding. NCBI's taxonomy places the organism in Eukaryota, Metazoa, Arthropoda, Insecta, Lepidoptera, Sphingidae. The transcript has 12 exons.
UAGAUUAGGUCCAAAAAUAACUCGGAAACAUAGCAACGCGGAUAUGUUAACAAUUGUCCCCUCGCGAGGCCAAAAGACAAAGGGAGUCUCGCUACUAUGAGGAAGAAAUUAGUGCCAGAAGAGAGACCUAUAUGUAACGCUGUAGCAGUGUUCCGCGAGAGGGGCAAUUACUUGCAACGUUUGGAACAAUUCGAGAAAGCUAUACAAGCGUACAACGAAGCGCUGCGGUGGAAUAAUGCCGAUGUCCGCUCUCUGCUGGGGCGAAGUGUGUCGCGAGCGAAGGCAACACAUUACGCUGGUGCUUUGGCAGACGCCGCCCGAGCCGCCGAAUUGGAGCCGGAAAAUUUGACAGCGCUGCAAAUUCGUGCACAAACGGAAUAUGAAAAGUGCGCGUUUGAACGAUCGUUGGUGUUGGCUCAUCGUGGUCGACGAUUCAGAACGUUUCCACCUAAUUUCGCUGAAUGUGCUGGUCAUGCCGAAGAAACGGUGCGAGAAUGCGUUGGCAGGAGUGCUGGCAAGGUGCUUUCGACGGCUGUUACACUUGAGAGACGAGUGGAGUUAAAGAAGGAAUCAAUAGACGCCGAUGCCCCCGCAAUACCGAUACGCCGCAGCCGGAUGAAAACACAGGAAACUCGCCAGGUUCAAGAAACGUCUCGCGCGGAAAAACAGAGAGCCGAACAAAUCUCCCGUUUAAUGGCUUCGAAAUAUUUGGAACGAAUGGCACAUGACAAAUAUUUCUUAACAGCUUUAUGUAAGGAUGAACGACUCGCCUCAGCGAAUAAACAAGGAUCGAAAAAACUACAGGAAUUGGCUAACAAAGCUCUCGCCGAUGUGGAAAAGCGACAGGCGGUUCUUCGUGAACGGCGACCAUUGUUUGCUGCAAGAGCUUCCGAGGCUGAGGCAAGGGGUCGAUUAUCGAGAGCUAGAAAAGAACAAUUAUCACACGCUCAACGACAGUACACGACUGAUGCACGUCGCCUCUUAAAAGCAGCACAAACAUCGUAUGAAGAACACGAUACCGCCAAAUGUCUAGAAAACGCCGAAUUCGCCAUGGAACAAAUUUCUAAAAAACCCACUAAUCUCCUUCCCGGAAAGGAAAAAUUCCUUCAGCAGCUUCAUGACAUUGUUGCCAACGCCUUUCUAGAUCAGAAACGAGUUCGAGAAACUAUGAGCGAGUCAGAUCGGGAGAAGCGGGCAUUUAUUCUUCUCGGGAUGUCGUUGUCACGUGAGCCGAGCCGUGACUCAGUGCUGCGGGUCCGCCCUCUGGCACCGCCGCGUGAUGCCAAACGUCGUCUCAGGGCGUUGGAACGCGCGUUAACACUAAGUACCCGAACAUCUGAGCGCUGCUACUUGCUCCACGAAGUGACACGGCUGCAUGUCGACACUAAGCAGCCCAUAAAGGCUCGCUUUUACGCUACCAAAUGCCAAACCGAGGCUCGAAACGCAAACCAGCGCGUGUGGAUACUUAACGCGAUAUUUCUCCUCGCCCGGUGCCACUUACUGCAGAACAAUCGGCCGGAAGCUCGAGCAGUGCUCAUAGAGGCGGCAGGUUUAGCUAGAUCCUAUGGCUUCGAUGAUGUUGCUGCGUUCUUUGAUACGUGUGUAAACGUUUCACUGGAAGGAGAGGUAGCGUUCUCGGAAGCCCCUCUUGAGAAACGGGAAAGGGACAUGGUCAGUUUAAUGCAAGACGACGACUUGCGAAGCGCUGCUGAGCACCUUUUCAGAAGAAUGUCUGUCAUACCCGCGGCUAGGCGGUUCUCGAUAAUGCCUGGCACGCGUGUGGAGGACUCGGUGCCGCAGACUGCCGCCAACCGACGUAUUUCCAUCAUACCACGCAACCAACAGCCAGCGCGCGUCGCCCGACGGCAAAAACACCCUUUGGGAUUCCAGAACUUUGAUAUUUAAAUGACUUUUGGAUAUAUUUAAUUUUUACUUUUUAAUGUAUUUUCAUGCCUAAAUAUGGUUUUAGACCUAUUAAAAUCCAUGUCUUAUAUCGCUUGCCAUAAAGCUAUACGCACUAA